Aspergillus ruber CBS 135680 is the source of this 1821-nucleotide messenger RNA. RefSeq lists its product as uncharacterized. The record is from RefSeq and is a predicted model, not a curated record. The transcript is spliced from 2 exons. NCBI's taxonomy places the organism in Eukaryota, Fungi, Ascomycota, Eurotiomycetes, Eurotiales, Aspergillaceae. Bases 1 to 1821 code for a protein of 606 amino acids.
AUGACCUCCGAUAAACAAAACCCCGGCCAUAUCGCCAAACCCUUUACCCCGGCUCUUAGCGCUGCCUUUCACCGAUCGAAUAAUAAAUCGCCGUUAACUCCUAGGCUCGCUACCCCGGGAGGUUACCGGACGCCCCGACGAGUCGCGCAAUCCGAACACCCUGCGUCAGCUAACACCACCCCCUCCAAGGACGAUUAUCGUUCUAGCGCCAGUUAUCUCAGCACGAAUGUGACUCCUCGAACAAAUUCUCGAACAUCUAGACGAGAUGGACCUGUAUCAUCGCCCACGAGUACCACGUCGGGGAUUCCAUCGGCACCGCAUACCCCUAACUCUCAGUCCAUGGUGACCCCUGGAUCGCAGAACGGAGCGCAUUAUCGGACAGAACGAAGUCCGGUUCGCGGUGGACCGAAGCUGGAAGCUCCGCGGACCAGCAGGGCUAGGACCCUGACCGCGGAAAGCCAUCACUCUGCGCGUCCGAUGUCCUCUCCUGAUAUGUCGUCAUCAGGAUCGCCGAUGUUCUUUCAUGCCUCCGAUGCCAGGUCGUCCAACACCCCCGAACCGGAGCCUCGACUCAAGCCGCCCGGGAAACCCUCCUCGCCAGCAUCAUUUGUCUAUGCCAACGGGAAAAAAGAUGAGCGUCGAUCAUCAGCAGAUGAAUCUCACCCCACAGCACCGACGAUCAAACGUCGCUCGACAGGGUUGUCCCGGUCUGUGGUUGGGGGGAAACCUCCCACCACUAAUUCCGCCUCUCCACGGUUGAAGACUGCAAAACUUGCAGCUGAACCUGCACCUCGACUAUCGGAUAGUGUGAUAUCCCAGUCGGGACCACCGCCCAUUAAUGAUUCCACUGAAUCUAGUUCACAGCGGCAGGCUUCGUUGCCAGCUAUCGUUCCUGAUCGACCACCACCCGUUCCCCUCUCCGUCGCACGCCAUAUCAAAUCGUCAAGCUUAGAUUCCGCAAGCAACAGUAAUUCACCCAGAGAGGCACUCCGACCAAGUCCCAUUAUCGUGUCUCCUACGGAUCCGCAAGUUGAUGACAGUGCCGCGGCAUCAGAGCCCAUUCCAGGUCUACGACCUCGAAUAUUUAGCAAUGGGUCUUCGGGCUCUGCAGACACGGCAAGUCCUGACAGAGAUGCGAAGGAACAGGUAAACACGAACGAUCCGGCUGCCAAUGCUCGCGUUGAGCGCAAGAUUAUGGACCUAGAGAUCAGCAACUCGUCCCUGCUUGCGAUUAAUCGUACCUUGGAGCGCGAAAUGCGGAAGCAGAACGCAGAAUUGCGGCGAUACAGGCGUCUUAGUCGCGCAGGCCGUAUCCCCGUUGGGUCAUCUAGUCGUUCAGUUUCUGGGGCAGCGCUUUCGACAACCACUGAAACAGAAGAGGAAGGAAUGAGCGAGAUAUCUUCGGUGCAGUCACAUACAGAGUCAUCUGAUCAAGAUGAUGAUGAAGAUUCCGCAGAUGAGAGAGUUAUGAGUCCCGGAUCAUUGGCGAAGCAUGAUGCCAAACAUCGGGCACGAGACGAGAAACGAGUGUUUAUUGAUCUCGCCAAGCAUCAAGAGUUAUUGACUGAUAGCCAGAAAAUGAAUCAAAGUCUCCGACGGUGUCUCGCAUGGACGGAAGAACUGAUCAAGGAUGGUCAGAAAGCUUUGGAAUACGACGUCCAUGUCAAUGAUAUCGAACUCGGUGGACGCGUGCUUGCCCCCGAAGAAUUGCAAGACAUUGGCGAAAGUGCCCGAGGAUUAUUAUCGGCCUCGAAUUUCAAAGAUGAUUAUUCGUCUGUUACUGAAUCUAGCGAUCCGGAUUCAGGCAACGAGACAGCUUGA